Molecule: messenger RNA, 980 nt
Organism: Selaginella moellendorffii
Lineage: Eukaryota; Viridiplantae; Streptophyta; Lycopodiopsida; Selaginellales; Selaginellaceae
Product: ribosomal protein S12, mitochondrial
Exons: 5
Coding region: 33-764 (243 amino acids)
Biological process (GO): translation
Cellular component (GO): ribosome; small ribosomal subunit
Molecular function (GO): structural constituent of ribosome
Source: RefSeq, a predicted model, not a curated record
ACUUAGUAAAAUAUUUAGGGUUUAUAGAAGCUAUGGGGUCGUUGCAAGCGCGCAGGAGAGCGCUAGGCUUCGCAUUCUCCGGCCGAGCGAGGAUCUUCUCGACGCAGGCGAGAAUUUCGAGCUCGCCGCCGGAUGGCCGGGCGCUGCAUCCUGCAUUGCUGCUGGCAGCUGUGAAGGAGCCAGGCCAUUUUCGCAGCGAUGCGUUCGAGCGGACUUCUUUGCUGCGAAACCAGCAGAUCACGUAUGGUUUCUCGGCUGGAUCUCUCUUCGACACUACCGGCUUGCUAAAUCCUGUGUUGAUGGCCGAUCUUUCCAGCCAGCAAGUGGAAACUCUCGAUCAAAUUCCGCAAGCUGAAACGAACAAAACUCUGGAACUCAAGCCGACUCUGAACCAGCUCGUCAGAGGCGCACGAAAGAAAAAGAAGAAGCUCUCCAAAUCCCCAGCUCUGGGAGGAGCACCACAGAAGCAGGGAGUGUGCCUCCGCGUCUCCACCAGGACUCCAAAGAAGCCCAACUCGGCUCUUCGGAAAGUCGCCAAGGUUCGUCUCUCCAAUCGCAACGUUGUCAUCGCCUACAUUCCAGGCGAGGGCCACAACCUCCAAGAGCACUCGGUGGUGCUCGUCCGGGGAGGCCGAGUGAAAGAUCUUCCCGGUGUCAAGUACCACUGCAUCAGGGGCGCGAAAGAUCUCCAGGGCGUCGCAAACCGGAGGAAAGGGCGAUCGAAGUAUGGAACCAAGAAGCCCAAGCCCGUGGACAAGAGCUAGCAACUUAGCAAGAGAUGACGAGGAGGUUCGUAGUUUCUUCUCUUGUCUUUAAGAACUUAUCAAAUCACAGGUGUUCUACCCAAGACUGCUCUCACGUGUUCUUUAGAUUCACCCAAGACUGCUCUCAGGUGUUCUUUCGAUUUAUCCAAGACUGCUGCUAUUUAGAGCUCCAUGUCCACUAUAAACUUGGAUCCUCAAGGGAUCGUUUUGGAACUC